Molecule: messenger RNA, 4011 nt
Organism: Seminavis robusta
Lineage: Eukaryota; Bacillariophyta; Bacillariophyceae; Naviculales; Naviculaceae
Source: the annotation of a GenBank genome assembly
AUGCGCUUGGAAGUGGAUAAUGAUGGUCUUGAGGCCAUUGCCAGCGGUGGCGAUUCAUUCCUUUUGCCAGCAACAAGUGGUGAGGAUCGGCUGCCGAGUCAGCUGGAGAGGUCUGCUGCUGCAACACGAGAGAUUUUGAGAGCCAUACCACACGAAAAUCCAGAUCGGGAAGGUCUGCAGGAAACGCCACACCGACAUGCACGAGCUUUCGCCGAGCUGACAAUUGGAUAUGCAAUGACCGUGGAUGCUGAGGUGGGCGAGGCGAUAUUUGGGGAAGCCAGCGAAGGAGUUAUCGCACAGACCAACAUACCAGUUUACUCUCUCUGCGAACAUCACUUGCUCCCUUUCUUUGGGGCUGCCCACAUUGCGUACUUCCCAGAUCCAACGGUCGGCAUCAUUGGCUUGUCCAAGCUGACGAGGAUUGUCGAAGUCUUUGCCAGGCGGCUCCAAGUACAAGAACGGCUGACAAAGGAGAUUGCCGAUUCACUGGAACGUCUUUUGAAGCCGCGUGGAGUUGCAGUGAUCCUUACGUGCCGACACAUGUGCAUGGAAAUGAGAGGUGUGAGAUGCAAUGGCACAGAAACGACUACAAUUCAAAAGCUCGGAGUCUUUCAAGAAGAGUCGGGGUUGUUUGAUGAAUUCCUGUCACUAGUGAAUGCUAGCAAGGUCAUCAAGCAAGCAGUGCCAGUGACUGCUAGCAGCGAAUGCAGCAAAUUAGAGGAGAUCACCGAAGAUCCACAUGAGCAUCUGUCUGGUGAAAGAGCCCAUCUUGUGGACGAAGUCGGCGAAUGGAAAGACUGCGACAACUAUCGCUUGUACUUGGAAUGUGCUCAGGACGAACCUUCCAGCAUAGCCAAAGCGGUUGAAGAGGCUGUCAUUGGACCCUUGAGUCAGAGGAAAGAGCAAGGUUUGUCCAUCCUGGACAUUGGUGCAGGAAACGGUAUCGUGUUGAGAGCUCUGUGCGACGUCAGGAGGUCUAUCAAAAUUGCGCACUAUGCGGCAUAUGAGAUGGAUGCAAGCUUAUGUGCCGAGCUGUGUUCUGUGGCCACCGGCCUCGGACUUGAGGACCGUUCCAACAUCAUCCAAUCUCAAUUCAACGUGCAGAAUUCUCAUAAGGACGUUGGCGGCACUGCUGAUGUUGUCCUUUUGAGCCACUGUCUGUACGGGUUGAUUUCAUCCGAGCAAGUGGACCUGGUUCAACGCGCUCUUCAAUGCGUUGCCCCCGGUGGAAUAUUGAUGAUCGUUCAUCGGUGGGAACCGAACGGGACACUUGAUCGUCUCUCCAAAUGCUUCACUGAACAGUCACUUUUGCAUAUCGUGAAAAUUUGGGAAAGCCACUUGUGCACUUUGCAUCUGGAUGCUGUCCAACGUAUGCGACUCAACCGAUACACUGACGGGGAUGUCUCCUUGAACGAUCAACAGACAUCGGUAGUACGCCUGAUAGGAUGCAUUGCCGUCGAACCACACAGUUGCAGCUUGAACAACACAGAAACAGCCUCUGCUUGCUUCAACGAGGCGCGAUGCCAAGUCGGCUACCUGGCGCGAAAGAAAACGCCUUCUGCUGUCGUCAAGCCAAGCACAGUUGUGGGGAUUCAAGCAUGCCUUCGAGCUGCCGCGCUACAAUCAGUGCUAUCAAGCGGAAGUGGGAAAGUUACCGUGAUUGGAGGCGGGCACAGCGAGAAUGCGUUUGCUGACAAUGCCAUUGCAAUCAAUAUGGCGUUGUGGAACCAAGUAGAAGUCGACACUGUCAAAAGGCUGGUGAAGAUUGGGGGUGGAGCUACCAGCGGAGAAGUGACCGAACAGUGUGAAAAGAAUGACCUUGUCGUGCCUCUCGGGGAUAGACCUGGAGUCGGAGCCGGGCUGAUUCUGCUUGGAGGCUUGAACCACUUUAUGCGCAGGCACGGACUUGCAACCGACAACAUUGUGAGAGUUGUCUAUGUCAAUACGAAUGGCGAGAUCCAAGAGGCCUCGACAAAGGAAGAGUUGUUCCCUUUCCGUGGGGCUGGUUCAAACUUUGGAGUGGUUUUGGAGAUCACCGUUCGAGCCUUCCCUCUUGACUCCAUUGCUGCCCAAGAUAUCGUUUACGAUCUGCCCUCCUCGUCAUACGCUCAACUUCUCAGGAGCUAUUCGAAAGAGGCAAUGUGCCUUCUGGAUACAGGUUGUCUUGAUGGCUUUCUGUUCUGGUCGGGUUCAGAUCAGCUAUCUUUUGCUACCAGCCAUUUUGAUAUUGGUCUCAACCAAGAAGAUUGUCUGGUUCAAGGUUUUCAAGGCAACGCUAAGGUUGGAGCCUGGUCCACCCAUUCCCCUACUCAAUUGUAUGAUCGUGAGCUCUACAUGACAGAUGCGUUUGCUCCUCAUCGCGUCCUGCGCCCCAACGAAAAUCUACCGACCAAGCUGCGGUCGAACAAGCGUUGCCUUUUCCUGCCCUCACUCACAGAGAAACACGAAUCCAUUCUUUCCCGCUGUAUGAAGGAAACACCGACAAAGUGGUGUUAUAUCCACCUCCUGCAUGGGGGAGGGGCUGUCGCUCGUGUCGGGCCCCUUGAAACGGCUUUUGGAUGUCGCCAGUGGGUUUUUGCCGCCGUUGUUACAGCUCGCUGGCCCGAUGGCGACGAGGACAUGGAAAAGAAAGCAACAGAGUGGCUUGCAUGGUCCACAGAUCUUCUGAUACCCCACAGCGAGGGAGUCUACGGGUCUGACUUGGGUCCUCGAGACAAGACCUUGGCACGACGUGCCUUUGGGCUCAACCACUUUCGUCUUGCUCGGAUGAAGCAAACGGCAGAUCCACUACACGUUUUAGGUUGUGCCUGUCCCAUUGCUGCGGUUGACGACGAUCCCCGUGUACAGGCUCGAGGCAUAGUUUUAAUCGUUUGUGGUCCCCGUUGCUCGGGCAAGGACUGGCUGGCCUCAAACGUUUAUGCAACCCUCAGGAGCGUGAUGGGUGAAACUGAGAAUGAUAUGGUCUCCGUCUGCAGCAUCAGCGACGAAACGAAGCGAGAGUUUGCCGAGGUGCACUCAGGGGUGGAUUUGAACGAACUUCUGACUAAUCGACGCUACAAAGAAAGCCACCGCAAAUCCUUGUCAGCCUUCUACGAAAGAAAGAAGGCUCAAAGCAUUGCGUAUGAUGCAGAGUGCUACGUCAAGACUGUCCAAGGGUCGGACGACGGUCGAAUCCUGCUCUUGACUGGUAUGCGAGACGGGUUGGACUACGCUCGUCGUCUUGCCGGGAAGCCCGUACUCUUGAUAAAGGUCACCUCAAGCAAUGAAGCAAAAGAAGCUAGAGGGUGGACAUACGACAAAACAAUCGACGAGUCCCAUGGAGAGCUUGCGGCAGAUGCGAAGGACGACGACUUCUGGGAUCUUGUAUUCGACAAUGGCUUGAACUCUACCUGCCGAUCAGCUGCGACCUGGACAAGGGAUAUCCUCGUUCCGAGCCUCUUUCAGCGAUGUGUCAGGACGGUACAACAACCAAGCGUGCAGUACAGGGACAUUGUAGGAAGCCUUCUUCUUCAACCGUUUGCAAUGGCGCUGUGGACGGGAUCGGUAGUCGAGUGGGUUGAAAAGAAUGGCCAGACGUCAAGUGUCGAUGCUAUUGUUUCUCCGGAAUCACUAGGUUUUGUCUUUGCCGGUACUGUCGCAUCUUUUCUAAAGAAGCCCCUGAUCUUGCUAAGAAAGGGAGGCAAGCUAGUCGGCGACAAGGACUCAGUCAGCUACGACGGCUCAAACAUUCACAACCUUAUCCAAGGGGAGGAAUGCGAAGCUGCCGAUUCCCAUCCAAGCAACCCUGAAUACUGCUUGGAGAUUGUUUCUGGAUCGGUAUUACCUGGACAGCGUAUUCUCGUGGUAGACGAUUGUCUCGCGAGUGGUGCCACUGUUCGUGCUGUCAUGGAUCUUGUUGGACGUCAAGGAGGUGUCGUGACGAAACUUGCAGUCUUGACGGAGCUUCCAGACUUGCAAGGACGUCCUGAUCAUGUUGACAUCUUCUCCGUGACAACGUUUCCUGGAUCUUAG